Morus notabilis is the source of this 2832-nucleotide messenger RNA. Its product is annotated as potassium channel SKOR. Gene Ontology annotation, cellular component: membrane. NCBI's taxonomy places the organism in Eukaryota, Viridiplantae, Streptophyta, Magnoliopsida, Rosales, Moraceae. The transcript has 13 exons. Gene Ontology annotation, biological process: potassium ion transport; transmembrane transport. Bases 149 to 2431 code for a protein of 760 amino acids. Gene Ontology annotation, molecular function: voltage-gated potassium channel activity; protein binding. The record is from RefSeq and is a predicted model, not a curated record.
AUUAAUUAUUUGUCCCCAAGCAUGUUGCCUGUCCAGAAUUAUUACUGGUUCUUUUUUCUGGUCCUGAUAUCUUGCCCUUGCCGUGUCUAAGCAACAAUUUAACGACAUAUUGAAAACGUUGGAGUAAAUUACAACUCAACGCGGAAAUAUGCAGGCUCUUGAAGAGAGAAGAAGAGAAAAGGAAGAGUCAGAAGAGGAUGAUCGAGAUUUUGAGGAUGAGGAUAAAAUUGGAGCGUCUAAGAGAAAGUGGUGGAAAAGGGCUCUCAGCUUGUUGAUGAGAAAUGAGACUGGUGAGGGCAGUGCUCAUCAGCAGUUUGGGAGAGACAUCGUUAUGAGUGAAAGCAGAGGUACUACUUCGUUUUUGGAUCGCCUUGUCAUUCAUCCUGAUAACUGGUGGUACGUGGCGUGGACGCAUUUCAUACUGAUAUGGGCGGUGUACUCGUCGUUCUUCACUCCUCUGGAGUUCGGCUUCUUCCGUGGCCUACCGGAGGACCUCUUCCUCCUCGACAUCGCGGGCCAAUUCGCCUUUCUCGUCGACAUCUUCGUCCGCUUCUUCGUCGCCUACCGCGACUUCCACUCCCAUCGCAUGGUCUACGACCGCAACCUCAUCGCUCUAAGGUACAUGAAGUCUCGCUUCACCGUUGAUAUGCUCGGUUGUCUACCUUGGGAUGCUAUCUUCAAGGCUUCUGGGAAAAAAGAGCCGGUAAGGUACUUGUUAUGGAUUAGACUAAGUCGAGCCUGUAGAGUCACAGAGUUUUUCGAGAAAUUGGAAAAGGAUAUCCGGAUGAAUUACCUGUUUACGAGGAUUACGAAGCUUUUUGUGGUUGAACUCUACUGCACGCAUACUGCUGCAUGCCUCUUUUAUUAUCUUGCUACCACUGUGCCUCGUUCUCAAGAAGGAUACACAUGGAUAGGAAGUUUGAAGAUGGGUGACUAUAGCUAUUCAAACUUUAGAGAUAUUGAUCUGUGGAAGCGUUACAUAACCUCACUCUAUUUCUCCAUUGUUACCAUGGCGACAGUCGGCUAUGGAGAUGUACAUGCUGUGAAUGUCAGGGAAAUGAUUUUCAUAAUGGUUUAUGUUUCUCUAGACAUGAUUCUCGGUGCCUAUUUACUUGGUAACAUUGCAGCACUAGUAGUGAAAGGCUCAAACACGGAAAAGUUUAGAGAUAAGGUGACUGAGCUUAUCAAAUACAUGAACAGAAACAAACUCGACAAGAAAAUAAGUAAGAAAAUUAAAGACCAUCUACGAUUACAAUUUGAUCGCAGCUACACUGAGGCUUCUGUUCUUAAGGAUAUUCCAGUAUCUAUUCAAAACAAGGUUUCACAGAACUUAUAUGAGUCGUAUAUUAAAGAAGUUCCUCUUUUCAGAGGCUGCUCCUCUGGAUUCAUAAAACAAAUUGCAAUCAGUGUUCAUGAGGAGUUUUUCCUUCCAGGAGAAGUGAUUGUAGAACAGGGAAACGUACUAGAUCAACUUUAUGUUGUAUGCCAUGGUUUGCUGGAUGAGGUUGGAAAGGGUGAAGGUGAUGAAACAGAAGAGUUCUAUACAAAGCUGCAAACUUAUAGUUCCUUUGGCGAGGUUUCUUUUCUAUGCAACACUCCUCAGCGCUAUACUAUUGUGGUUCGUGAGCUGUGUAGAGUUUUGAGACUUGAUAAAGAAUCCUUUACAAAAAUCCUGAACAUAUACUUUUUGGAUGGGAGGAACAUCUUGAACAACCUCCUCGAGGGGAAAGACGCGAGUAUUUGUAAGAAGCUUCUGGAAUCAGACAUCACACUCUACAUUGGAAUUCAUGAACUGGAAUUGGCUACUAGGGUUAACUGUGCUGCCCAUUCUGGAGACCUUUAUCGAGUAAAGCGCUUGGUUGAAGCUGGGGCAGAUCUAAACAAAACAGAUUAUGAUGGUAGAUCUGCUUUGCAUGUUGCUGCAUCUAAAGGAUAUGGAGAUAUUACUGAAUUCCUUAUUGAAGGAGGAAUCCAUAUCAAUAUAUCAGAUAAGUUUGGAAACACUCCCUUACUGGAAGCUAUCAAGAAUGGUCAUGAUCAAGUAGUUUCAUUGCUCACUGAUGCUGGAGCUUCACUUACUAUUGAUGAUCCUGGUAGUUUUCUAUGUGAUGCUGUGGCGAGAAGGGAUGCGGACCUCCUUAUAAGGAUUUUGGACAAGGACAUUAAUCCAAACGCAAAGAAUUAUGAUCACAGAACACCACUUCACAUAGCUGCUUCAGAAGGGUUGUAUGUAAUAGCAGAACUACUAUUAGACGCAGGAGCAAGUGUUUAUGCAAAGGACAGAUGGGGACAUACACCGCUUGACGAAGUUCGUAUAGGAGGAAACAAAAAGUUGAUCAAGCUACUUGAGGUUGCAAGAUCUUCUCAGUCAUUGGAAUUCUCCAAGUCUUCUCAGGAAUUUCGAGAUGAUGCAGAAUUGAGAAACGCAUAGCAUUCUCUUCAAUUCAUUGGAUUCUAAAAGAUAAGAGGAGUUGUUCAUGAGCUCUUCAAAGCAUUCAAGCGCUAAUCAAGACAGCAGUGUAGCAACUAAAAUCGUCGAGCGGCUUUUAUCCUGAGAUGGUGGUCCGAGUCCUUAGCAUCAAUGUGAUUAAAGAAUCAACAAACAAUUAUGGUUGUUGAAGACAAAAUGGGUAGGUUUCUUUAAGUUAUAUGCGGUACUGGACUUGCUAUAAGGAGGGUGGUUAUUUAUUGCCUCCUAAUUUGGUUAUGUUCAUAACUAAACAAAUCCAUCUAAAUGCUGAGAAAUUAUUCAAUAGACCAGGUGUAUGGUGUAUCAUGUCAUUUUGCUUAUGUGCUAUACUUGACCAAUAAAAAAUUCAUAUUUUGAUGUUU